This is a messenger RNA of Scatophagus argus, 1603 nucleotides long. RefSeq names its product V-set and immunoglobulin domain-containing protein 1-like. Gene Ontology annotation, biological process: epithelial cell morphogenesis; maintenance of gastrointestinal epithelium. The record is from RefSeq and is a predicted model, not a curated record. The transcript is spliced from 7 exons. NCBI's taxonomy places the organism in Eukaryota, Metazoa, Chordata, Actinopteri, Scatophagidae. Bases 57 to 974 code for a protein of 305 amino acids. Gene Ontology annotation, cellular component: plasma membrane.
UGUGGAAAGUUCAGUUCUUAAGAAGCUCUGUGAGUGUGCUCCUACCUUUCGUGAAGAUGUGCUCCACACUGCACUUGUUGGUGCUUUUAAGUAUAAUAGGAUGUGUUGAACUCAUCACAGUCACGACUCCGCUGAAAUAUGUGAAUACUACAGUUGGUGGAAGUCUUCUACUCCAGUGUAUGUUUGAUACUACUGAGAAGACCACCAGCCUUACCAUCCAGUGGGAUUUUGUUUCAUCAUCCUCCAUGACGCCACAGCAGGUGUAUUACUAUCAGUCUGGAAGGGAUGUCAUUACAAAGUCUUACGAGGGCAGACUCCAGGCUCCCUCUUCUCCCGCCACGACCAGAAACGCCUCAAUAAUACUGAGCAACAUGCAAACUUCGGAUUCUGGCGUUUACACUUGUGAGGUUCAUAACUUUCCUGAUGUGAACGGACAGUCUCAGGUCAAUAUCAUCGUGAAUGUUCUCGAGAAGCCCUCCACUCCUUAUUGCUCCACCCACGGGGACAUAGAAUCGGGUCACCUGGUCACUUUGACCUGUCACAGCGAAAGUGGGAGCCCGACCCCGACAUACAUCUGGACCAGACUGGAUCAGACUAAGACAAGGAGGCCCAUACUGGGGAGAGUGACCACAACUGGAAUACUGGAAAUCAGAAACAUAUCCCAGUUUGAGUUUGGGGAGUACCAGUGUAACGCUACAAACGCAGUGGGAUUUUCAAUUUGCAGUGUGGAGCUGAGUCCUGAUGCGGCAGACGGAGUGAUUGCAGGUGCAGUGAUCGGCGCUUUGCUCGGCUGUGUCCUGGUCAUCCUGGUCGUGUGGUUCAUCGCUCAUGCUGUGAAGAGACACAAAUACAAAGCAGUGAAAGCAGCUGAUGCCAACGAGAUGACAAGGAGCUCUCCGCAGGCUCAGGAAGCCUCCGAUAGCGUUCCCAUGACAACCACAGGCAGCAAUCUCCAUGCUGAGCCACAAGCCUAAAAAAAGGCCCAUUGAGAACAGCUGGAGCAAACGUCACUGUUCUGAACAACAGGAUGUCCAGGAUGUUCAGUCUUCAACAUACGUCACACUCAAAUGCAAUCAAUGUGAUGAAGCUCAUGUUCAUGUUUGAAGUUUGUUGUGUAUUUACUGAAUCAGGAAAGUUGCUGUGCUUACCAUCAGUUCAGCCUUUCUCAUGUGAUAUGUUUUGUUUUUUUGUUUUUUUUCACAAAUAAUUUGCUUUAACGUAGACAAAAUGUUUGUAGUGCUUUUGGUUUGUUUUACCUUUUCAUACUCGUUGAUGAGCCAUGCAUUUGGUAUACAAUAAAACAUUUAAUGAUUUUGUCUUUUACAAUGACCAACACUAUUUUUUUAAUACAGCAAUUUACAAUAUUUUUAAAAUAACAAGAUAUGAUUAUGAUAAAAGCCUACAUUCAGAUUGAAUCUUUUAAAGGACAAAAUAUCUGAAGUAUUACAACUACUACAGAAAACAGAAUCAUUUUUUUCAGUUAAUGGAUUUGGGCUCCCAGAUCAAUCUUAACUUUAUCUUUGGUAACACAAACUGUCAAACAGCUAUGGAUGAACUGUUUUAUGUAAUAAUGUUUGGAGACAUCGAUUAAAUAAAACGUGUU